GCGGCGGCGGGAGGGGCCGGGCAGGAUGCGGCCCCCCCCCGGGGCAGGGCUGAGCCGCCCCCCCCGGAGCGGCGCGGCGCGGAGCGAGGGCCAUGGCGGUGCCGGGGGGGCUGCUGCUGGCGGCGGUGCUGGGGGCGGCGCGGGCAGGGCCCUGCCUGCCCCGCGCCCCCUGCGAGGCGUGCAUCCGCUCGCAGCCGCAGUGCGCCUGGUGCGAGGACCCGGACUUCACGCAGGGGGGGCAGGCGGAGGCGGCCCGCUGCGGCCCCCGGGAGGCCCUGGAGCGCGCUGGGUGCCCCCCCAGCGCCGUGGUGGAGCCGCGGGGCCGCGUGCGGGUGCUGGAGGACGUGGUGCUGGGCCCCGGCGGGGGGGGCGCCCAGCUGGGCCCCCGCGUGCUGCACGUCUCCCUCCGGCCCGGCGAGGAGCAGAGCUUCCAGGUGCGCUUCCGGCGGGCGGGCGGCCAUCCCGUGGACCUCUACUACCUCAUGGACCUCUCCUACUCCAUGCGCGACGACCUGCACAACGUGCGCUCCCUGGGCAGCGCCCUGCUCGCCGCCCUGCGCAACGUCACCUCCUCCGUGCGCAUCGGCUUCGGCUCCUUCGUGGACAAGACGGUGCUGCCCUACGUGAGCACGGUGCCCUCCAAGCUGCGCAACCCCUGCCCCGAGCGGCACGAGCCCUGCGACCCGCCGGCCGCCUUCCGCCACGUGCUCUCGCUCACCGCCAACGCCAGCGAGUUCGCCAGCCGCGUGAGCCAGCAGCGCAUCUCCGGCAACCUCGACUCGCCCGAGGGCGGCUUCGACGCCAUCAUGCAGGUGGCCGUGUGCGAGAAGCAGAUCGGCUGGCGCCCGGUGACCCGGUUGCUGGUCUUCGCCUCGGACGACACCUUCCACACGGCGGGUGACGGGAAGCUGGGGGGCAUCUUCACCCCCAGCGACAGCCGCUGCCACCUGGACGCCAGCGGCGUCUACAGCAAGAGCCACCUCUACGACUACCCCUCGGUGGGGCACCUGGCGCAGGUGCUCUCGGCCGCCAACAUCCAGCCCAUCUUCGCCGUGACGGCCCCCACGGUGCCCGUGUACCAGGAGCUGAGCCGCCUCAUCCCCAAGUCGGUGGUGGGGGAGCUGCGGGAGGACUCCAGCAACGUGGUGCAGCUCAUCUCCGACGCCUACAACAGCCUCUCGUCCACGGUGGAGCUGCAGCACUCGCCGCUGCCGCCCGGCAUCAGCCUCAGCUACGAGUCGCACUGCGGCGGCCCCCCCGGCCCCCCCCGGCCCCACGGCGGCUUCUGCGCCGGCGUCCGCAUCAAUCAGCAGGUGAACUUCACGGUGCGGGUGCGGGCGAGCGGGUGCCUGGCGGGGCCGCAGGCGGUGGCCCUGCGGGUGCUGGGCUUCGCCGAGGAGCUGCGGCUGGAGCUGCACAGCCUCUGCGGCUGCCCCUGCGCCCCCCCCCAGGCGCCCGCCCCCCUCUGCCACGGCGGCAGCCUCGAGUGCGGCGUCUGCAGGUGCCCGGCGGGGCGGCGGGGCCGGCGGUGCGAGUGCGAGGGGCCGGAGGCGGUGGCGGGGGGCGACUGCCGGCCCCCCAACGGCACGGGCCCCCCCUGCGGCGGCCGGGGCCAGUGCGUGUGCGGGCGCUGCGAGUGCCCCCCCGGCCUCAGCGGCCCCCAGUGCCAGUGCGACAGCGGCGCCUGCGAGCGCCACGACGGGCUGCCCUGCGGAGGCCCGCAGCGGGGCGAGUGCGUGUGCGGGACGUGCCGGUGCCGCGGGGGCUUCACGGGCAGCGCCUGCGGCUGCAGCGCCGGGCGGGACGGCUGCCUGCGGGGGGGCCGCGAGUGCGGGGGCCGCGGGCGCUGCGUCUGCGGCCGCUGCCGCUGCCAGCCCGGCUACCUGGGGCCCCUCUGCGCCCGCUGCCCCUCCUGCCAGACCCCCUGCCAGCGGCACCGGGACUGCGCCGACUGCAAAGCCUUCGGCCUCGGCCCCCUGCACGCCAACUGCAGCCUGGCAUGCAACCGCACGACGGCCCGGGUGCUGCCCGCCCGGCCCCCCCGCGCCGCCACCGACGCCUGGUGCACCGAGCAGGCCGCCGACGGGCGCAUCCUCAUCUUCCUCAUCGAGGGCGACGACGGCGAGGAUGAGGAUGGGGACGUCACGCUGACCGUCUGGGCUGAGGAGGCGGCCGCCGCCGAGCCCAUGAAGCUGGUGGUGGGGCUGGUGGCCGGCAUCGUGGCGGCGGGGCUGCUGCUGGUGGUGCUCUACCGCGUCUCGGUGGAGGUCUACGACCGGCGGGAGUACCAGCGCUUCGAGAAGGAGCGCCGCCGCGCCCGCUGGAACGAGAACAACCCGCUGUUCAAGAGCGCGACCACCACCACCGUCAACCCCAACUACGUCCAGGAGUGAGGAGGGGCCGGGCACCCCCGGAGCGGACGGACGACCCAGCGCGGCCCCCCCCGCGAAGCGGCUCCCCCCCCUGCACCCACUGCCACCACCCACGGCCCUGUCCCCGUCCCCCCCGCCUGUCCCUGUCCCCCCCCCUCCCGGCGCUUGCUUUGCUGGAAGAGGUUGCGCAAUAAAGGGAGCCGCAGGCUGCCGGCGGUGGCAGAGA
This is a messenger RNA of Dromaius novaehollandiae (emu), 2598 nucleotides long. RefSeq names its product integrin subunit beta 7 (gene ITGB7). Bases 93 to 2393 code for a protein of 766 amino acids. Gene Ontology annotation, cellular component: focal adhesion; integrin complex; cell surface. Gene Ontology annotation, biological process: cell-matrix adhesion; integrin-mediated signaling pathway; cell adhesion mediated by integrin. The transcript is spliced from 15 exons. NCBI's taxonomy places the organism in Eukaryota, Metazoa, Chordata, Aves, Casuariiformes, Dromaiidae. Gene Ontology annotation, molecular function: integrin binding. The record is from RefSeq and is a predicted model, not a curated record.